UUCCGGAGUUCAAAUUUUGUGCAUAUUCUUCAUCUAACAUGUAAAUUUUUCGAUCAUACGGUCGUACCAGAGAGUGCAUACCCUGCUGUAAAGAAAGACAUAAUAGGUGGGGGUUCAACUGAGAGAGAUGCAUUGUAUGCGCAAAUUGAAACAGAGAAACGGUUGGCCCUAAUUAAAGCAUGGGAGGAAAGUGAGAAGACAAAAGCAGAGAACAAGGCAUAUAGACGAAUGUCAACAGUAGAAUUGUGGGAAGACAGCAAGAAAACUUCUGUGGAGGCAGAACUCAAAACAAUUGAGGAAAUAUUUGAAAGAAAGAAGGCAGAGUAUGCUAAGAAAAUGAAGAACAAAGUGGCUGAAAUUCACAAGGCAGGAGACGAAAGGAGAGCUUUCAUUGAAGCCAAACAAAGAGAGCAAUGCCUCAGGGUGGAGGAGACAGCUGCAAAGUUUCGUUCUACUGGAAUUACACCAAAGAAAUUGCUACUUGGGUGCUUCAUCUGCCAGCAUUCUGCAGUUAGGUAAUUAACCAUAAAAAAAUAAGGGAGGGGCUUGUUUUCCACUUUGGUUUGAGCUUUUUAUUUCUAAUGCAACAUUUAUAAAAAUAAAAAAUAAAAAAGCAAAAAUAUAAACUUUUAGAAAUUCUCCUAUGCGGACGUUCGGACGUUAUUAUCGUGUGGACGCCAUAUAUUUUCUACUACCCCACUUUGCUUUCCUUCUUGUUUACAAUAACAUCCACACGAUAAUAACAUGCGAACAUCUGGAUGAGAGAAUAACUGUAUAAACUUUUAUUCUUAGGAUUAGUAAAGUGUAUAACAAUUUACAUAUAUGGCAAAGAAAAAUGGGCAACUUUUGAAAUUUCUGAGCUCAUUCCAAGGCCAUUGCAAUAACCCACCCCAAACACUUGGAAUUAAACCUCCACUUCCAUAAGCCCACUUGAAUGUUGAGCUUCUAAA
Prunus avium (sweet cherry) is the source of this 950-nucleotide messenger RNA. RefSeq names its product remorin 1.4-like. The record is from RefSeq and is a predicted model, not a curated record. Lineage: Eukaryota; Viridiplantae; Streptophyta; Magnoliopsida; Rosales; Rosaceae.